Hemicordylus capensis (graceful crag lizard) is the source of this 3097-nucleotide messenger RNA. It is a transcript of the gene E4F1, whose product is annotated as E4F transcription factor 1. The record is from RefSeq and is a predicted model, not a curated record. Gene Ontology annotation, biological process: regulation of transcription by RNA polymerase II. The transcript has 14 exons. Gene Ontology annotation, cellular component: nucleus. NCBI's taxonomy places the organism in Eukaryota, Metazoa, Chordata, Lepidosauria, Squamata, Cordylidae. Gene Ontology annotation, molecular function: RNA polymerase II cis-regulatory region sequence-specific DNA binding; DNA-binding transcription factor activity, RNA polymerase II-specific. The coding region runs from base 126 to 2504 and encodes 792 amino acids.
UCCCGCGGCCCCGCCUGCGGCUGGAAGGUGGUCUCAGGCCCCGCCCCUCGAGGGGGGUGCGGGGCUCGUUGUUAUGACGACACGGCCGUAAAGUCGCCAUCUUGGUGGUUGCGGCGCCUUGCGACAUGGAGGCUGCGACGGCCACGGGAGUUGGGCCGGCGGGGCUUACGGCAGCUGGGCCGCCGGAGCAGGAGCGCGCGGGGGAGGCCGACUCCGGCCCCAGCCAGGCGCCCGCCGCCUUCCUCAGCCUCCCGGCGCCCUUCGGAGAGGAAGAUGAGGACGACCGGCACAAAUGUGGGCGCUGCCAGGCUGAGUUCACUUCUUUGGAAGAGUUUGUACAGCACAAGCUGCAAAAACUUUGCCAGAGACAUCAAGAUGCUGUUGUUGCAGCAGCAGCGGCGGCGGCAGCAACGCAGGUGGUUUCAUCCGUUGAGGAGCCUAUAACUGUGGCUCAUAUAGUUGUCGAAGCUUCUCCAAUAACGGAAGAAAUUGGCAGUGCUUCUGCAAUACUAGGUAGUGGGCACAUCAAAGAAGUCCUUGUAGCUGGAGAACAUGUCUUUGAAAGCCCAAAUGGCCACCUGGACGGUGACGUUGGGGAGGGGCAGAGCAGCCCCGGAGACCCAGAAGAAGGAGCUUCCAUGGAACUCAUCAAGGUUAAACUGCUGGUCAACAAGGAAGGCCGAUACGUGUGUGAACUGUGCCACAAGACUUUUAAAACGGCCAGCAUUCUCAAAGCUCACAUGAUCACUCACAGCAGCCGGAAAGACUAUGAGUGCAAGCUGUGUGGGACGUCUUUCAGGACCAAGGGUUCGCUGAUCCGACACCAUCGCCGGCAUACAGACGAGCGUCCUUACAAGUGCAAAAAAUGUGGGAAAAGCUUCCGAGAGUCGGGGGCCUUGACUCGGCACUUGAAAUCCUUGACUCCCUGCACCGAGAAAAUCCGUUUCAAUAUGAACAAGGAGGUGGUGGUGACCAAGGAGGAUCUCGCUACCGUCUCCAGCACCUCCAACAUAGAUGCCGUUCCCUCACUAGCAACACAGUCUGUGGAGUCCCCACCUGUGAUCCACCUAGUGACAGAUGCAAAAGGGAAUGUCCUCCACGAAGUCCACGUCCAGAUGCAAGAGCUCCCCAUCACAGAGGCCAAAUCGCCAGACCUGGAGCCUUCACAUUCUGAGGAGCUGCUUCCUGAUGGAGAUGACAAUGAGAACUUGCUGAGAGAAGCCAUGAGGAAUUCUGGGAUUGUGAUCGAACGGGUUUCCAUGGAGGAGGAGGAGGAGGCCAAACUGGAUGAAGCAGACGUGGCAGCUGCCGCCACAGAGAGUGUGAAGAGUGACGAGGCAGAGGCCCCAGAGAAGCUGUGCGAGGAGCAGGUGGUGGAGACAGAGCAAGAACCAGUCGAAGGGCUGGAGCACGCAGAGUCGACCGCUGAAUGCAAGCGCCAUGUGUGCCCUUACUGCAGCGAAAUCUUCAGAGAGCACACUUCCCUUGACUUGCAUGUGAACGGCCACCUAGACUACAAGGCUUUUACAUGCGAGGAGUGUGGCAAGGAAUUCACCAAGGGCUACUUGCUGAAAAAGCACCAAGAAGUCCACGUCAAUGAGCGGCGAUUCCGUUGCGGGGAGUGUGGCAAACUGUACAAGACCAUCGCCCACGUCAAAGGGCACAGGAGGGUGCACUCGGAUGAGCGGCCGUAUCCUUGUCCCAAAUGUGGCAAGAGAUACAAGACCAAGAAUGCCCAGCAGGUCCACUUCCGGACGCAUCUGGAUGAGAAGCCCUACGUCUGCCACUUCUGCAGCCAGGGCUUCCGGGAAAAGGGCUCCCUGGUGCGUCACAUUCGUCAUCACACGGGCGAGAAGCCAUUCAAGUGCUACAAAUGUGGCCGUGGCUUUGCCGAGCAUGGCACCCUCAACAGGCACCUGAGGACCAAAGGUGGCUGCCUGCUUGCCCUGAAAGAAGCCGAAGAAGGGGUGGGGUCAGAAGAAGGCCAGACAGCUGACAACUUGGCUGCAACGGUCAUUUCAGAAGACCCCCCUACAGUCUUAGUGGAGUUUUCUUCUGUGGUGGCAGACACGCAAGAGUACAUCAUUGAGACGGCCACUGAGGACAUGGAAACCAGUGAAGCUGCUGAGAUAAUAGAAGGAACACGGCAUGAGGUGGACAGUCACAUCAUGAAAGUGGUUCAGCAGAUCGUGAACCAAGCUAACUCAGGCCACCAGAUCAUUGUCCAGAAUGUCACUGUGGCAGAGAGUUCUGACAUGACCCCUGACAGUACAGACACCAUCACCAUCGCCACUCCCGAGAGCCUCACGGAGCAGGUGGCCAUGACCCUGGCCUCUGCCAUUGGGGAAGGAGCCCUCCUGGCCACCGAGGGCAGCCUUGGGACCGAGGAGGCCACCGUGACUAUGGUGGCCUCUGAAGACAUCGAAAUAAUGGAGCACACCGGUGGCGAGUUCGUGAUCGCCUCCCAGGAGGGGGAGCUGGAGGUCCAGACUGUGAUAGUCUAGGGCCCCAGCAGGUGCUCAGCGCCAGAGGGGGCACUCAGCCUCUUGAGGCUGCUUUGCAUGUGGUCUUGGAGGCAGGUAUGUGGAGGGCAGUCAGAGGAGUCAGGACCGACUGUAGGGUCCUUCCCUGUGGCCACAAGUUGUGAGGGGAAGCAGCCCCAAGAGGCAUUCCUUAUCCCACGACCCUCCUCACGAGGGGAGAGGGGCUACCGGUGCCAAGGGCCGGCGAUUCUUCAUGGCACUUGUGGCCAGCCAGGGAGGGAGGGAGGGAAGGAAGGAAAGCACUUUAGCCCAAGCAAGGGGGAAACCGAGCCACCCUUGCUGGGGAUCUUAACUAUGCUAGAAGGGGAGGUUCCUGGAGGGGUUUGCCACCUGCCUUUCCCCCGUUAGUCUGCAUAAGGCACAGAAGCCAAUCAGUCGACAUGAACCUCACCCGGAGGUCUGAAAUAUGCUAUGCUGCAAUAGGUCACAGGUUGUUCUGAGGAAUAACCUAGAAAUGCUGCAUAAAGGCCACACUGUACAUUUGUUUUUGUAACCAGAAAUCUUUUAAUUGCAGAUUGUACAGUUUAGCUUUGUAAAUAAUUUUUUUUAAAGUG